This is a messenger RNA of Pseudopipra pipra, 2676 nucleotides long. RefSeq names its product PWWP domain containing 3A, DNA repair factor (gene PWWP3A). The record is from RefSeq and is a predicted model, not a curated record. Lineage: Eukaryota; Metazoa; Chordata; Aves; Passeriformes; Pipridae.
GGCGGGACCAGGGGAGGGGCGGGCGGGCGGCGCAUGCGCGGUGCCUCAGGUGGCGGGCGGCGCGCGCGGCAGUGUCGGGAGCGCGCACGAGGACACUGGAAUUGCCCUUUUUCAGCCAUGGCCGACCCAGAGUUUGUUCUCUGCAAGUGGAAGAGGCGUUUGUGGCCAGCCAAGGUUUUGUGCAAAGCUGGAGUUGCUGGGAGCACUCAUGUCAGCACCACGACGAAGAUGGGAUUUACAGCUGAAAUACUGGGCUUGGAGAAGCAGGUCAGUGUGAGCUCUGCAAACGCUGUUCCACUGACAGAGGAGCGGAUCAAGGCCAUUGCCUCCAACCUGGAGCAAAAGAGCGACGUGAGUGAGGCUGUGGAGGAGCUGCAGUAUCGCUGUUCCCUUAAAAUUGCCCUGGAUAUCCUCACCCAAACUGACCCGGGCAGACAGGCAGCACCUGCAGAAGGGCCCGAUCCUGAGUUACCCCGGGACAGGAGUGGGGGGUCUCCCCCAGCCCCCCCCCCCCCGCAGCAUUUGUGGCGCUCUCGCUCUGCGAAGCUGCAGCCUGAGGCUGCCAAGGGUAAAAGGGAUCCCGACAGGAACUGUAACCUGAGGAAUGCCACGAGAACACGGCUCCUGGGAGGCUCCCUCCCUUCAGGGGACAGUGCCAAAGCCCGUGGAGCUGGAACCAGCCCUGCCAAAGCCCGUGGGGCUGGACUAAACCCUUCCAGGUGUGGUCCCAGGGAGCUGAGGGAUGCCCCAGCCCCUGCCAGUCACAGCUGCAAAGUACCACGGCCGAAAUCGUCGCCGAGACAGAGGAAAAUCCAACCCAAACCAGGGAGUAAAGUCUCCCUUAAGACAAAGGAGGGGAGAAGUCAGCAAGGAAGGAAAAGAUCAUGCAGGGAUGAUUCCCCCCAGGACCAAGCACAGCUGCCCCCUGAGGAGGGGUCUCUGCCUGUCCCCUCUAAAUCUGGCACCGUGGAACCUGCCCAAAGGACUGGAGCCCAACCUGGAAGGACAUUCCUGGAUUCCUCCGGUGAAGGAGCCUCGGAUGAGCUGGAGAAAAGCAUCAGCAGUGAGAGUGAGAGCCUGGCAAAGCAGCUGGAUGGCAGGAGGAAGGCAGAGGGUGGAAAACAGCUGGAUGGGGCAGGUGUGGCCUCGGGCAGAGACAGGAAAUGCAGGAACCACUCUGGAUCCUCACCUGGGCCUUCUGGGGCCUUCCCUCAGCCUCAAGAGCAGGAAAACAAGGAGCCCUCACCCCUGGCUGGGAAUAAAGCAAAGCAGCUGCCUGACUCUGAGGAAGAUGAAGGGCUGGAUCCCUCUGGGAUGUCCUCAAGGGCAGUUUCCUCGGAGAGUUUCCCUCCACUCUCCCCUCUGGCAGAUGAAGAGGAGGAGGAUUUCCCCUGUGUUCUGUCCUGUCAAGUGCCCCAGUCCAUCGAGGAGGGGAUGCUGGUGUGGUGCAAGUUCCGGCGGUAUCCCUACUGGCCGGCAGUGGUGAAGACAGUGAAGCGGAAGCCCCGGAGGGCCUGUGUGCUCUUCAUAGAUGGGACCACAAACGAGAAGAAAAAAGGUUUUUCGGUGUCUCUGAAGACCCUGAAGCACUUUGACUGUGAAGAGAAGCAGGAGCUCAUUGAGCGAGCCAAGGAGAACUAUCCCCAGGAGAUCGAGUGGUGCCUCCAGCUCAUCCGGGACUACUGGGUCCGAGUGGGUUGUCAUUCCUUCACCGGCUCCUUCCUGGAGUAUCUCGCCGCCGACAUCAGCUACCCAGUGAGGAAACAGGGCCACCAGGGUGAGGUGGAAAUGACCUUCCCCAGCACGGCAGAGGAGGAUCUUGGAGAGUCCUCCUUGGAAAAUUCCCCCCAGAAGCCCCUGAGGAGGCUCCUUCCAGACAGGAGCAGAGCAGCCAGGGACAGGGAGAACAAGAAACUCGUGGAAUUCAUAGUGAAGACAAAAGGGGCAGAGGAACAUCUCCGGGGGAUCCUGAAAAGCGGGAAGAAAUCCCGCUGGCUGAAGAAAUUCCUCAACUCCUACUGGUACGUGACCCGCGUGGAGACGUACCUGGAGGAUGAGGAGCAGCUGGAGCUGGUGUUCGAUUACCUGAAGGAGGUUUACAGGGAGAUGGACACGACGAACCUGCGCCAGAUCCUGGGGGACGGCAUCAAAUUCAUCUCGGACGUGCUGCUGCCCGAGGCCAUUAUCUACGCCAUUGCUGCCGUGUACGACAUCGACUACAAGAAGGCAGAAGAGAAGUACAUUAAGGGACCACCUGUGACCAAAAGGGAGAGAGAACUGUUUGAUGAGCAGAUCCGGGCCUGGAAGAAGCUCAAGUCGACCCUGGAGCCUGAGGAGAGCUGAGGGUUGGUGGCCCCCAGGGUGCAAACAGCCAGUGGUGAUCUGUAUAAACGUGCAAUUCUUUCCCAAGCCCCUGUGUGUGCCCCCCAAAGCUGCUCUGGUCUCAGCCCUCCCCGUGCCCCCCCGUGCCCAGCUGCUGCCAGCCCGUCCCCUGUGCCCCUGCCCCGACCCCCAGUGCCCUGGGGGCUCUUUUAGCCAAACAGUGCCCCGGGCAGGGCUGUGCUGGAGAGCAGGGCCUGCUCCCUGUGCAGCCAGAGGUGCCAGCGGGCUCACCCCUCCUGCUUCCCCUGCCUCCAAGUGUGGGAAAUAAAGUUGGUGCCCAGUGCUGCAACCUGA